Fukomys damarensis (Damara mole-rat) is the source of this 1219-nucleotide messenger RNA. RefSeq names its product uridine-cytidine kinase 1 (gene Uck1). Gene Ontology annotation, cellular component: cytosol; cytoplasm. NCBI's taxonomy places the organism in Eukaryota, Metazoa, Chordata, Mammalia, Rodentia, Bathyergidae. The transcript has 5 exons. Gene Ontology annotation, molecular function: kinase activity; ATP binding. The record is from RefSeq and is a predicted model, not a curated record. The coding region runs from base 65 to 610 and encodes 181 amino acids.
GGCGCCGGGCCAGCUCGGCGGCCGCCGUCCUGCUCGUCCCGCAGAUGCUUUCGAUGAUGACCUGAUGCACAGCACCCUGAAGAGCAUCGUGGAGGGUAGGGCCGUGGAGGCCCCAACCUACGACUUCGUGACGCACUCGAGGCUGCCCGAGACCACGGUGGUGUACCCGGCGGACGUGGUGCUGUUCGAGGGCAUCCUGGUGUUCUACAGCCAGGCCAUCCGGGACAUGUUCCACCUGCGCCUCUUCGUGGACACCGACUCGGACGUCAGGCUGUCUCGGAGGGUGCUCCGGGACGUGCACCGAGGACGGGACCUGGAGCAGAUCCUGACGCAGUACACCACCUUCGUGAAGCCCGCCUUCGAGGAGUUCUGCUUGCCGACAAAGAAGUACGCGGAUGUGAUCAUCCCUCGCGGGGUUGACAACAUGGUGGCCAUCAACCUGAUCGUGCAGCACAUCCAGGACAUCCUCAACGGUGACCUCUGCAAGCGGCACCGGGGCGGCGCCAACGGGCGCAACCACAAGAGGACCUUUCCCGAGCCAGGGGACCACCCCGGGGUGCUGGCCCCCGGCAAGCGGUCACACCUGGAGUCCAGCAGCAGACCACACUGAGCACCUCAGCAGGCAGCCCCGGGGACUGGGCCUGGGACACCAAGGGCCUUGUGGGGAGGGGCGUGGUCUGGGUCACAGUCUGAGGGCCGAGGUCACCAGCUUCCUGCUUCCUGAGGAGGGCGGUGGGUGGCUCUGCGGUCCUGGAAGCGCCCUGGAGGCCUGUGGAGUCUCACACUUCUGGCCAAGCGGAAGUGGCCUGGCCCCUGGCUGGCUUGGUGGUCUCUGCGGCAAACCCACAGCGAGAUGAGUUUCCCGGCGCGGUCUGUGUGCGUGCAUCACAGAAGACCCUGCUCGGACGGUGCGCGUCCUGGUGUUCUCUCUGCCCACGGCACCUGCAAGGCUUGUUUCUUGACGCACUGGGCAGACAGGCAGGGACGAGCCGCGGAGGCGGGCCCCAGCCCAGGGUGCCACUGUGGACAGGCUGUGCUGGUCCUGCCCGUCACUCCUCCCACGUGACCGCCCUUUUGGAAGUGUCCUUUGCCGACACUGCGGCUUCUCGCCAUGGUUACCUGGCCGGGCUGCAGCUGCGUUGUGUAGGGCCGGCUCAGUCUGAGGGGCUGAUGAGUCUGCCCCUCUGGAGGGAGAAUCAAUAAACAACGCCGGAUACGA